Molecule: messenger RNA, 1342 nt
Organism: Impatiens glandulifera
Lineage: Eukaryota; Viridiplantae; Streptophyta; Magnoliopsida; Ericales; Balsaminaceae
Product: protein REVEILLE 6-like
Exons: 8
Coding region: 74-1054 (326 amino acids)
Molecular function (GO): DNA binding
Source: RefSeq, a predicted model, not a curated record
CACAAAAUAAUUCAAUUAAAAGACGAAUCCUUUUGUGAGAGAUCAAAAAUAAAGGGCACCACAACCACAGGUUAUGGUCUUUGUCAACCCGAGUCCACCUGAAAGGCUUGAGUUGGAUCCGACCGGAAUGGCCCUUCCCGGCCUUGCCUCUUUCUCUGGCCACGCUGCCGCUGCAGCCGUGUCGACGACUUCCUCCUCUUCCGAUGACCCAUCUAAAAAGGUUCGAAAGCCAUACACCAUUUCCAAGUCCAGGGAGAGCUGGACUGAGCCCGAGCAUGACAAGUUCCUCGAAGCACUUCAACUCUUUGAUCGUGACUGGAAAAAGAUUGAGGCUUUUGUUGGGUCCAAGACUGUUAUACAGAUACGCAGCCAUGCACAGAAGUACUUUAUGAAGGUUCAAAAGAGUGGGACUCCUGAACAUUUACCUCCUCCCCGUCCUAAAAGGAAAGCUGCUCAUCCAUAUCCUCAGAAAGCCUCAAAAAAUGCCCCUCCUCCUCUUCCUUUGCUUUCUCCUGGUGAAGGCUCGUUUCAAGCAUUGCCUGCUGCUCCUCUUGAACCUGGAUUUAGGAGGGGGGCGGAUUGUUCUUCCUUAACCAGGUAUCCUAUUACUGGUGCAGAUGUGGCUUCCUGGACUGAGAAUUCUCUGCAAACAGUUAACUUAUCUCAUGCAAUGAAAGGGCAGCAACUCAAUAGUUGCAGUAGUACGGAGAGCACUCCACGAAUGCGGCCAACAGCUGAAAUCACAGAACAAGGGAACCAUGGCUCUUCAUCAGUAAGAGUUCUACCCGACUUUGCUCAAGUGUACAGUUUCAUUGGCAGUGUGUUUGAUCCGGAUGCUUCUUCUGAUCAUCUACAGAAGUUAAAGACAAUGGACCCCAUUGAUGUGGAAACUGUUUUAUUGUUGAUGAAGAACCUCUCAAUUAAUUUGAGCAGCCCUUCUUUUGAGGAACAUAGAAGGUUGCUUUCAACUUAUGAAAUUGAUGAAGGCGACAACUCGGACAAGGGUGAUUUUAGUGCCUACCUUGUGCAAGAAUCUCCCCAGUUAUUAACAUGACAAUAACCAUUUGGGAUGUGUCUUACAUAUAUAUUUGUACUCUAGUUAGUAGCUAGUGUGUUGUAUAAAUCUGUCUGGCAAUAUAUUAUAGUAUACUACUAGUCAGUGUGUAGAAGGAGAGAGUGUAAAAAUUGUAAAGAUAUAAAUUCGAAGAUUCUUUUCUUUUAUUACUCUGUUUCUUCAGGACAUCAAGUUCACUACACCAAACCAGCAAAAACAAGAUACAAAUUCACAGACAAUAUUCAAUCCAACAAUACCAACAACAGCUAAAAAGAUGUUUUCAUUUCU